AUGGGGACAAGGGUGCUGGGUGCCCUGCGGCUGGGGGUGACGCUGCUGGUCCUCGGUCCCCUCCCGCUGCCCCCCGUGAGAGCCCCCUCUGAAAUCUGCGGCAGCAUGGACAUCCGCAACGACGUCUCCCAGCUCCAGAAGCUGGAGAACUGCUCCAUCAUCGAGGGCAACCUGCAGAUCCUGCUGAUGUUCACCACGGGUGCCGAAGACUUUCGGGGGCUCAGCUUCCCUCGCCUGCUCAUGAUCACCGAGUACCUGCUCCUAUUCCGCGUCUACGGGCUGGAGAGCCUGCGGGAUCUCUUCCCCAACCUCUCCGUCAUCCGCGGCACCAACCUCUUCUUCAGCUACGCCUUGGUCAUCUUCGAGAUGCCGCAUCUGCGGGACGUGGGGCUGCACAGCCUGGGCCACGUCCUGCGCGGCUCGGUCCGCAUCGAACGCAACCAGGAGCUCUGUCACCUCUCCACCAUCGACUGGGGGCUGCUGCUGCCCGACGCCGUGGACAACACCUACAUCGUCGGCAAUAAGUUGGCCGAAGAGUGCGCCGACGUCUGCCCGGGCAUCCUGGACGUGGAGAAACCGUGUGCCCAAACCAACGUCAACGGGCAGCUGGAUUAUCGCUGCUGGACAUCCAGCUACUGCCAGAAAGUGUGCCCGUGCGGCGCGGGCUCGGCGUGCACGGCGGCGGGCGAGUGCUGCCACGCCGAGUGCUUGGGGGGCUGCGGGCGACCCCGCGACAACCGAGCCUGCGUCGCCUGCCGCCACUUCCACUUCAACGGGCACUGCCUGCCCUCCUGCCCCCCCCGCACCUACGAGUACGAGGGCUGGCGCUGCGUCACCCCCGAAUACUGCGCCAGCCUCCGCAAGGUCUCCGACAACCCCCGCGACGCCUCCAAGUUCGUCAUCCACCAGCGGCAGUGCCUCUCCGAGUGCCCUUCGGGCUACACCAGGAAUGAAAGCAGCAUCUUCUGCCACAAGUGCGAGGGGCUGUGCCCCAAGGAGUGCAAGGUGGGCACCAAGACCAUCGAUUCGACGCGGGCGGCGCAGGAGUUGGGGGGCUGCACCCUCGUCGAGGGGAACCUCAUCGUGAACAUCCGCCGGGGCUAUAACCUGGCCUCGGAGCUGCAGAGCAGCCUGGGGCUCAUCGAGACCAUCACGGGCUUCCUGAAGAUCAAGCACUCCUUCGCCCUCGUCUCCUUGUCCUUCUUCAAAAACCUCAAGCUGAUCCGUGGGGACUCCAUGGUGGAUGGGAAUUACACCCUGUACGUCCUGGACAACCAGAACCUGCAGCAGCUCUGGGACUGGAGCCACCACGUCCUCUCCAUCCCCGUGGGCAAGAUGUAUUUCGCCUUCAACCCCAAGCUGUGCCUGGCUGAGAUUUACCGCAUGGAGGAGGUGACGGGCACCAAGGGGAGGCAGAACAAGGCCGAAAUCAACCCCCGCACCAACGGGGACCGGGCGUCCUGCAAGACCCAGACCCUGCGCUUCAUCUCCAACGUCACCGAGUCCGACCGCAUCUUCCUCAAGUGGGAGCGGUACCGGCCCCCCGAGUACCGGGACCUCCUCAGCUUCAUCGUCUACUACAAGGAGUCACCCUUCCAGAACGUGUCGGAGUACGUGGGGCAGGACGCCUGCGGGGCGCAGAGCUGGAACGUGCUGGACGUGGAGCUGCCGCUCAGCAGCGAGCAGGCGCCGGGGGUGACCCUGCUCAACCUCCGCCCCUGGACCCAAUACGCCAUCUUCGUCCGCGCCAUCACCCUCACCACCGCCGAGGAAGGACGCAACUACGGGGCGCAGAGCGAGGUGGUCUACAUCCGCACCAUGCCGGCGGCCCCAACGGUGCCCCGGGAUGUCAUCUCCAUGUCCAACUCCUCCUCCCACAUCGUGGUGCGUUGGAAGCCGCCCACGCAGCGCAACGGCAACAUCACCUACUACCUGGUGCUGUGGCAGCAGCUGGCCGAGGACAUGGAGCUCUACGUCAACGACUACUGCCACAAAGGUCUGAAGUUGCCCACCAGCAGCGCGGACACCCGCUUCGGGGACGGGGAUGGCCCCGAGGUGGAGCAGGACGCGGAGGAGCGGUGCUGCCCUUGCCGCCCCGCCGACGGGCAGCUCCGCAUGGAGGGCGAAGCCGAGUCCUUCCAGAAGAAGUUUGAGAACUUCCUCCACAACUCCAUCAUCAUCCCCAGGCCCCCCUGGAAGGUGACAUCCAUCAACAAGAACCCGCAGAGGACCCCCAAGCGGCGCAGGGAUGUGGUGGCCGUCACAUCCCCGGCCAACGCCUCUUCGGCGGAGCCGCCGGCCCCGAGCCGCGCCGGGGGCGAACCCAAACCCGACUUCCAGAUCUUCGAGGACAAGGUGGUGCGUGACCGGGCGGUGCUGUCGCGGCUCCGGCACUUCACCGAGUACCGCAUCGACAUCCACGCCUGCAACCACGCCGCGCACACCGUGGGCUGCAGUGCCGCCACCUUCGUCUUCGCCAGGACCAUGCCGGAGCUGCAAGCUGACAACAUUCCCGGCAAUGUCACCUGGGAGCCGGCCGGCAAGAACAGCAUCCUGCUGCGCUGGGAGGAGCCCAGGAACCCCAACGGGCUCAUCCUCAAGUACGAGAUCAAGUACAGCCGCGAGAGCGAGGAGGUCACCACCGUCGUCUGCGUCUCCCGUCACCGCUACUCCAAGUACGGGGGGGUCCACCUGGCUCUGCUCCAGCCGGGGAACUACUCGGCCAAAGUCCGGGCCACCUCGCUGGCCGGCAACGGCUCGUGGACGGGGCUCAUCAAGUUUUACAUCCUGGGGCCAGCUGAGGAAGAGUCCGGCAGCUUCUACGUCCUGCUCACCGUCACACCCGUGGUCCUCAUGGUGCUCAUCUCCUGCCUCGCUGUCUUCGUCUUCUUCUACAACAAGAAGAGGAGCAAUGACGGGUACCCCAGCGGGACCCUCUACGCCUCCGUCAACCCCGAGUACUUCAGCGCCUCAGACAUGUACAUGCCCGAUGAGUGGGAGGUGUCGCGGGAGAAGAUCACGGUGAUCCGGGAGCUGGGGCAGGGCUCCUUCGGGAUGGUGUACGAGGGGCUGGCGCUGGGGCUGGCCGCUGAGGGCGAGGAGACCAAGGUGGCCUUGAAGACGGUCAAUGAGUUGGCCACCAUGCGGGAACGCAUCGAGUUCCUCAACGAGGCCUCCGUCAUGAAAGCCUUCAAGUGCCACCACGUGGUCCGUCUGCUCGGCGUCGUGUCCCAGGGUCAGCCAGCUUUGGUCAUCAUGGAGCUGAUGACACGCGGGGACCUGAAGAGCUACCUGCGCUCGCUGAGGCCUGACGCCGAGAACAACCCCGGGCUGCCGCCGCCGUCGCUCAAGGACAUGAUCCAGAUGGCGGGGGAGAUCGCCGACGGCAUGGCGUACCUCAACGCCAACAAGUUCGUGCACCGGGACCUGGCCGCCCGCAACUGCAUGGUCUCCGAGGAUUUCACCGUCAAGAUCGGAGAUUUCGGAAUGACCCGGGAUAUCUACGAGACGGAUUAUUAUCGGAAAGGCGGCAAGGGGCUGCUCCCCGUUCGCUGGAUGUCCCCCGAGGCCCUCAAGGACGGCAUCUUCAACACGCAGUCCGACGUCUGGUCCUUCGGUGUGGUGCUGUGGGAGAUCGCCACGCUGGCUGAGCAGCCCUACCAGGGCAUGUCCAACGAGCAGGUCCUGCGCUUCGUCAUGGACAACGGCGUCCUGGAGCGGCCCGAAAACUGCCCCGACAAACUCCACGAGCUGAUGUGCCUGUGCUGGCAGCAGAACCCGCGCCAGCGUCCCUCCUUCGUCCAGCUCCUGGAGAGCAUCAAGGACCACAUGGCGCCCGCUUUCCGCACCCUCUCCUUCUUCUACAGCCCCGAGAACCGCCGGCGCGGCUCGGGAGAGCCCUCCGACGCCGAGACGGAGCAGCCCCCCGGGGAGGGGGACGAGCCCCCCGCGUCCCCCCUGCCCGCCCGCAAGGACCGCAGCCCCGGCCGGCUCCCCAACGGGACAGCCUGACUCUGACCCCGGGGUUGUCCUCGGAUCCGCGCCGGACUCUGCACCCCCACCCCCCCCUCCCUCCUCUGGCUGCCCCCCCCACCGCCGGGACCCGCCCCCCCCCCCCCCCCUCCAUGUUAUUUAUUGCUUCCAAGGGCCUGGCCGAGGAGUGGGCGCCUUGGGAAGGGGGUGGCAGGCAAAGCAAGGAUGCUCCAUAGGGUGCAUCUCCCCUGGGAAUAAAUUGGGGUGCCCCAAAUCGGGGGGAGGGAGUGGGAGGGCUGCUGGUUGGGAGAAGACCACGCUGGUAUUUCCUUAUGUUGUUUUUUUUUUUGGAGGGGGGGGAAAUGGGUUUCUGGGGGUGGGGAGUGGGGUUCGGGGUCUCCCCACCAACCUGCCUCCUCCGCUGCCCCCCAGCUGCCCGGCAAACAGGUCAGUAGUGUGACACCCCCCCCCCACCCCCCCCACCUACUUUUACAGGUGGGGAAACUGAGGCACGGGGCAGCUCUGCAGCGGGGAGACACCUGGGGCUGCCUUCACACUUCCCCCCAGUCCCUGGCACUGGGACCAGCGUUGGGGCUGUGCUGGUCCACAGAAGGGGCUUCACUGUCUAAUCCAUGGCCGUGGGACGCGCAUGAAUAAAGGGGGACGAAGCUCGGC
Messenger RNA from Tyto alba (common barn owl), 4647 nucleotides. RefSeq names its product insulin receptor related receptor (gene INSRR). Gene Ontology annotation, biological process: multicellular organism development; positive regulation of kinase activity; insulin-like growth factor receptor signaling pathway. The record is from RefSeq and is a predicted model, not a curated record. Gene Ontology annotation, cellular component: axon; membrane; insulin receptor complex. Gene Ontology annotation, molecular function: insulin receptor substrate binding; insulin receptor activity; phosphatidylinositol 3-kinase binding. NCBI's taxonomy places the organism in Eukaryota, Metazoa, Chordata, Aves, Strigiformes, Tytonidae. The transcript is spliced from 22 exons. Bases 1 to 4011 code for a protein of 1336 amino acids.